AUGGUACCUGAAUUUUUAUUGAAAUUUCGAAGUGGUACUUAAAACCACUUUGGUCAUGCUAAUUUAUAAUGUACCAAAAAAUAUUACUCUCUCGUCCUAUAUUGAUCUUUCCAUUUUGACUAAAUGUCAUUUUUAAGGAAUUUGAAUUUUUUCACUUUAAUUUUCAAUUAUACCCUUAUAAAACUUUAAUAAAAAUAGUAAGGUAUGCCUGGAAUCCACGAGACCUUGCCAACUCCUGUGCCGGUGGCAUUGGAGUGGGCUGCUCAUCUCAACAUCAGAUCCAGAUGCGGAAGUGAUAGCUUUAUCGCCGGAAUCAAUAAUGGCGAAGCAAGAUUCGCGUGCGAGAUAUGCAAGAAAGGGUUCCCGAGGGAGCAGAACCUGCAGCUUCACCGGCGGAGCCACAACUUGCCGUGGAAACUGAAACAGAGUGCCGCCGGAAAACCCAAGAGGCGGCGCCUGUACAUCUGCCCGGAGACGACCUGCGCCCGCCACCACCCUUCCAGAGCCCUCGGCGACCUCACCGGAAUCAAGAAGCACUUCCACCGGAAGCACGGCGAGAAGGUUUUCCGGUGUGAGCGGUGCGGCAAGAAAUACGCCACCGACUGUGACUGGAAAGCCCAUUCCAAGACUUGCGGUACCAGAGAGUAUCAUUGUCUUUGUGGAACCUUAUUUUCCAGAAAGGACAGCUUGAAUAUGCACAGAGCAUAUUGCGAUGCAAUAGCGGAUGAGAUGGGUAACAAAGGGGCUGCACCGCCGUCCACGGCGGAGUCAUCUUCUAGUCUGCCGGCGUCCACCGGAGUUCUGUCGCCGGGUCUUUCCUUUCACAGUGCAGAUAUGGGAGGGAAUCAAAGUGGUGGGCGGAAAAGGCAAAAGGGCACUGUGGAAUCUUUUUCUUCUUCUUCUUCUUCUUCUUCGUCUCAGCUGUUUCCGUGGCCGGGUCCGUUCCGGGAAGAUCUGUCCUGCUACGGCGGUUGUCCCCGGCCGGCGGCGUGUCUAUCUGCGACCUCGUUGCUCCAGAAGGCGGCCCAAUUUGGGCCGUCGUCUCCGCCUUGUUCGUUCGUCGCGGGGUCCACCUUGACUUCACUGCUGCCGUCGCCGUCAUUGUCCUCCGGGCCCGGCCUCGGACUCGAACACUUCCGUUGUGACGACGAAUCGGAUUUGCCGGUCGCAGAAAUGAUCUUCGCCGCCAAUCCACCGCCUCUUGAUUUUCUUUAGCAAUUUCUUGGGUGUGACGAGUUUUUUGUUCAU
This is a messenger RNA of Cuscuta campestris, 1248 nucleotides long. NCBI's taxonomy places the organism in Eukaryota, Viridiplantae, Streptophyta, Magnoliopsida, Solanales, Convolvulaceae. The record is from the annotation of a GenBank genome assembly.